This is a messenger RNA of Homalodisca vitripennis (glassy-winged sharpshooter), 3560 nucleotides long. Its product is annotated as patj homolog. The coding region runs from base 178 to 3192 and encodes 1004 amino acids. Gene Ontology annotation, molecular function: protein binding. The record is from RefSeq and is a predicted model, not a curated record. The transcript is spliced from 20 exons. NCBI's taxonomy places the organism in Eukaryota, Metazoa, Arthropoda, Insecta, Hemiptera, Cicadellidae.
CCGGAAUGGUGGAAAUGGAAUGCGCAAUUAAGUCAAGGCACCAGUCAGUCAGUGUUUUGAUGUCUGCAUAGUGAUGUUAAGUCUGAUUUUGAAUGUUUAAGUUACUAAUAAUUUUACUAUAAAUAUGUUUAAUCAAUAAUGAAUAUAUCGAAAAAGUUACCAAAACGAUAAGGUUUGAUGUAUGAUCUACUAACUUCGUCCAAGAACUACCCAACCAUGCCUUUAAGUGCAGACAUAUCAAGUGCUCUCCAAUUGCUGGAGCAUAUCCAGUUGACAAUAAACCAGAGUGAUGAUGCAAAACUUCAGGCUCAAACUGCUGAUGAUUUGAACUUUCUUAUAGCUUCCCUGGAGAAUCCUAUAUUGCGGAGCAUUGUCACAAUACAGGAUUCUCUGGGGGAACUAAACCAACAGUUGCAGCAACAUCCUUCUAUCCUCCCAGUGGACUUUGACAUUGGGCUCAGCGGUGACUUGAUCCUGAGUGUUCCUCCCCCUCUGUAUGAGUCUGACUAUCCCCCCGCAGCCACACCUCGCACCGAGUUCGACGAUCAGAGGGUGCCAGUGGCCAAAUUAUCACAGAGUUCAUCUGGGGAGUCCCCUUCACCGCAGGUGAUCAGUCCAGCACCUGAAGAGACUAGCCUACCACCCAUCACAACUCCCACUUACGCUCUUGAAUUCCAGAAAGCCAUAGAACAGACUUCUCAUGGACGGGAAGUUCAGACCAUCAAGUUAUCCAAACCUGAUGGUGGCAGUCUCGGAUUUAGUGUUGUUGGUUUGAAGAGUGAAUACGAAGGCGAGCUUGGUAUAUUCGUGCAAGAGAUUCAACCCACGAGCGUCGCCGGACGAGAUGGGAGGCUACACGAGGGUGACCAGAUCCUGGCAAUCGAUGGACAACCGCUGGACUCCAACAUCACCCACUUUCAGGCCAUCAACAUCCUGCAGAAGGCCCGAGGCCUGGUGGAGCUUGUGAUCGCCCACUACGACUGCCCGCCCUCUCCCUCCCCUUCACCACGUCCCGCCUCCGCCGUCUCGGAUACCUCCAAGGCUGGAUCGGACAUGUUGAACACCGAGUGGGCGCAAGUGGAAGUGAUUGACCUGGUCAAUGAUGGGUCAGGCCUCGGGUUUGGUAUCAUCGGUGGCCGCAGCACGGGAGUCGUUGUCAAGACCAUCCUGCCUGGUGGUGUAGCUGACAGGGAUGGAAGACUGCAGAGUGGAGACCAUAUACUGCAGAUAGGGGAGGUGAACCUGCGGGGGAUGGGGAGCGAGCAGGUGGCUGCUGUACUACGACAGUCAGGCAGCCAUGUGCGGCUCGUCGUCGCCCGCCCCGUCGAGCCUACAUCGCCAGAGUAUCAGGCGUUGGACAGCCAUGCACCCAUCGUGCCCACCAAGCUGCUGGGAGACCCAGAGGAGCUGGACAGGCACUUGGUGCAGAACGGGUAUCCUGAGGUGACCAAUGCUGAUGGCUAUGACAAUCCCUUUAUCUAUACCGGUCACGACCCCGACAUUGACCUGCAGGGACCUGACUCAUUGGUGAUGGAUGUGGUUCGUCCACCACUACCCACCACUCCGAUGCCAGUACUCACCGCCACCCCCUCCCUCCCUCUCCUUACCCUGGACAUGAUCCCCCCGCAGACUCAGCUGCCGGAGAUGGAGAAGUUCAGUGUAGAGAUACAGAAAGACAGCCACGGCCUCGGCAUCACCAUCGCUGGCUAUGUCUGCGAGAAAGAGGACCUCUCUGGUAUUUUUGUGAAAAGUAUCAGUGAAGGCAGUGCAGCAGAUCUGUGUAAGAAGAUCCAAGUUAAUGACCGGAUUGUGGAGGUGGACGGAAGAUCACUACAAGGCUACUCUAACUUUGAGGCUGUGGAUCUGCUGCGAGCCACGGGACAGACAGUCCGGCUCACUCUCGAGAGAUACCUGCGCGGACCCAAGUUUGAACAGCUACAACAGGCCAUCGCCAACCAUGAGCUGAAACCACCCACUCCCUCCUCACCGUCAGCAAUAUCGCUGCCUAAAUACCAGUUGAGCACUGAUGGAGAGUCGGUAGAGGUGGAACCCGAAGGAGAGUCACAGACAACAAUGGACUCACUGGUGCUGGCGGAGGCAGCCAAUCAUGAUGUUAUUCUGGGAGACACAGAGUUGCUGAUAGACGAUGACUAUGAUGGUCCGCUCAAGUCUACUGUAGAGGCAGCCAUACAGGCCAAAUGGAGCAAGAUACUGGGGCCUGACGUUGAGAUUGUGGUGGGUCAGCUGUGCAAGUUUGGUGAAGGAGGAGGCUUGGGGAUCAGUCUGGAGGGAACAGUGGAUGUAGAAGACGGACAGGAGGUGAGGCCGCAUCAUUACAUCCGGUCCAUACUGCCUGAGGGGCCGGUGGGCCAGAACGGCCGUCUACGCUCUGGUGACGAGUUGCUAGAGGUGAAUGGACACCGGCUGCUCGGCAUGAAUCACAUAGAAGUGGUCUCCAUUCUGAAGGAUCUGCCAGUAAACGUAAGGAUGGUCUGUGCUCGUCGUUCACCUGACUCCACUCCUUACCGUCUCAUUGACACCUCCCAGGAUAAGGCUGCAUUCGCUGCCAGGAGUCUGCUGGGUGGCAGCCUGCAGAACCUGAUCCCGGCAAUGGAACGGCUGGUGAAGGCCAAGUCCGAUGGCUCGCUGGCGUCGACCGCCACAGCUACCACCGAGCCGAGCCUGUCCAAGCUCAAGAGCCGCUCACUUGAGCCACUCACUGGGCUCGCUAUGUGGAGCUCGGAGCCGCACAUUAUCGAGCUGACCAAGGGAGAACGUGGGCUGGGCUUCUCCAUACUGGACUAUCAGGAUCCGAUGAAUCCCAGUGAGACAGUGAUUGUGAUCCGGUCUCUGGUGCCGGGCGGCGUGGCACAGCUAGAUGGCAGGCUGAUACCGGGUGACCGGUUGCUCUCAGUCAAUGACACGGCACUGGACAACGCCUCGUUGGACCAGGCGGUGCAGGCUCUCAAGGGAGCACCCAAGGGGCAGGUUCGCAUCGGAGUAGCCAAGCCUCUGCCUAUCCCCGACUCUGUGUCUCAGAGCCAGGAGUUCCUGGAAGGGUUGAGCCAGGCCACUCCGACACUGGAUGACCACUCCAUGUACUCCUGCUCCGGGUCCCUGCCCUCCGACCUGGAAGAGCGAGGGGCUCAUCAUCUACAUGAACAAUACUAUAACUGUGACCUGUCAUUCUAAUACGAAGAUGUGACUAGAAUUACAAUCAAUAAUUCCUUUAAUUCCUAUGUAUAUAGUAUUAGAAUAUAUAUCAGCGAUCAAAACAAAGAGACAGAAAGAGUAUGAAAAUGGUGACGAAAAGAUAAAAAAAUUAAUAUAUUUUAAUUACAUAAAUUAACCAUAGAACAUAAAAAGUUUUUAAAUGUUCAAGAGUUUUUAGAGUAAAUGGUUGACAGUUUGAAUUAUCUAUAGAUUACAGAUAGGUUUGAAGUUGGCUCUGAAACCUAUCUCAUCAGUUAUUAUUCAUCUUAAAUAAUCAAUUACCCAGGUUGCCGGCAGCACCAUUCAAUCGGACAAAAGCCAUUCAUUAAUCAUUCUAUAUAAAUGUU